Messenger RNA from Scheffersomyces stipitis CBS 6054, 2380 nucleotides. RefSeq names its product dipeptidyl-peptidase III. NCBI's taxonomy places the organism in Eukaryota, Fungi, Ascomycota, Pichiomycetes, Serinales, Debaryomycetaceae. The transcript has a single exon. The record is from RefSeq and is a predicted model, not a curated record. The coding region runs from base 222 to 2303 and encodes 693 amino acids. Gene Ontology annotation, molecular function: metalloexopeptidase activity; dipeptidyl-peptidase activity. Gene Ontology annotation, cellular component: cytoplasm. Gene Ontology annotation, biological process: proteolysis.
CUAGUCCAUUGACAUACAGAUAUUCUAGAUAUUCACUCUAUAAGUUGUGCAAAUAUCAGACUCGUUCAAUUAUCCAAUCGUUGUCAGAAUUGUCGCAAUUGUUAGCUGAGUUUCAGAAGUACUCCACACUUUUUUCUCACCGCACUCUGAAAUCUAGAACUAUCCGCUAGAAUUCCACUAUUUCCUCCAGUUCUCUUCCCGAUUCCCACCAAACUUCCUAGAUGUCUCUCGCCACGUUUUACGCCGACUCAGAGGCCCCUUUGGUGUUGUUAUCUGCCAAAAAGCACUUCAAUGACUUGUCCACUGCCAAUGCCAAGUUGUACGCUCACUAUCUUUCCAGAGCCUCUCAUUGGGGUACGCGUGCUGUGUUGAGAUCGGUUUCGCCUGAAAGUGAAAAUAUCUACGACUUGAUCUUGGAGAUCCAUGCUGUCUUGGGCAGCCCACAAUCCAACGAAGCCUAUGUGGAAGUAUUGGGCAAGAACGUCGCUGAUUCUUCUUCUGACGUCAUCCACUACUUGGAGUACGCUUCGCAGUUCUUGUCCAACACAGGCAACUACAAGUCGUUUGGAGAUAAGAAAUUUAUCCCCAGAUUGCCAGUGGAAAGAUUGGACAAGCUCAUCUACGAUGGCGUUGGCAAUGCCAAGGUAUCGGAGCUCUACAAGAAAGUCCGCGACGACAUUUACUCUACGGAUGCUGCUUUGUUGGGCUGGACUGCUAGUGGACAUGCCUCGGGAUACUAUCCUGGUGCCUUGAAAGUUACUAGAGAAGAGAUAGAAGACGUAAACUCUGCUUUGGCUUCUAAUGGCAUCAUGCCAGAGAAUACCAGAGUGGAAAAGAAAGCUGAUGGUGUAUUUGUUGUCCAUGUGGCCAGUGCUGAGACUGAGAACACCACUGAUUAUUACCCAAAAAAUGCCAUAACUUCCGAAAAAGGUGCACAAAUCACCUUUCAAUUUGGAGAUCACUCCGACAUUUUUGGUAAGAUCGUUGAGAACUUUGUAGAAGCUAAGAAAUACGUAGCCAACGAGACCCAGGGCAAGUUGAUUGAUUAUUAUAUCGAAUCAUUCAAAACCGGGUCUAUGAAUGCGCAUAAGAAAUCGCAGAUCGAAUGGGUCAAGGAUUUGAAGCCAGAAGUCGAAUCGAAUGUCGGAUUUAUUGAAACCUACAGGGACCCGGCCGGUGUCAGAGGGGAAUGGGAAGGUUUAGUAGCAAUGGUUAACCACGAUAGAACUGCUAAGUUUUCUACUUUAGUCAAUCGCGCUGGCGAAUUCUUGUCGGAAUUGCCCUGGGAUAAAGUGUAUGAAAAGGACACUUUCACCCCUCCUGAUUUUACCUCUUUGGAAGUUCUCACAUUCGCUGGUUCAGGAGUUCCAGCUGGUAUCAACAUUCCUAACUAUGACGAUGUCAGAUUGAACUUUGGAUUCAAGAACGUUUCAUUAGGUAAUGUUCUUUCUGCCAACCCAAAGAAACCCAAGAAAGAUGACUUUCUUCCCUUCGUCACAGAAGAUCUCCAGGCCGAGUUCAAGAAGUGGAGAGAAGAAGCUUUCGAAGUUCAGGUUGGUUUGCACGAGUUGUUGGGACAUGGUUCUGGAAAGUUGUUACAGGAAACAGCUCCUGGCGUGUUUAACUUCGACAGAGAAAAAGUCAACACCAAGACCUGGUACAAGCCUACGGAUACCUGGGGUUCUCUUUUCGGUACGACUUCAGGUUCUUUUGAAGAAUGUCGUGCUGAGCUUGUUGCUCUCUACUUAAUUCUCAAGAAGCCUUUGGAAGUCUUGCCAAUUUUCGGUCUCACUCUGCCGGAGGCACAGAAGUCGGUCAAGUUGAUCGGUACCUUGUUAAUGGCCAGAGCAGGUUUAAUUGCACUCGAAUACUGGGAUCCAAAGACUAAGAAAUGGGGCCAGCCUCAUAUGCAAGCCAGAUUCAGUAUCUUCAAAGUGUUGCACACUGCUGGUGUGGUUUCUCUUAAGUACACGGACGAAAAGACAUUUGACGAUCUUGAGAUUAUCGUUGACGAGUCCAAGUUGGAUACUGUAGCUGUAGAAGCAUUGGGUGACUACUUGGCCCAUUUGGCUCUCUACAAGAGUACCGCUAACGUUGCUGAAGGUGUUCCAUACUAUAUUGGCAAAACCGAUAUUACUGACGACUAUGCUCGUUUCAGAGACACUGUAAUCAGAAAGAAGAAGCCUAGACAGCAGUUGAUCCAGGCCAACACCGUUAUUGGUGAAGAUAAGACUGUUGAAGUCAAGGAAUACGAGGAGUCGGAAGUGGGCAUGAUUCAAAGUUUUGCCGAAAGAGCUGUGUGAGUCUAAUGAAGAUGAUUCAAAUGUAUAGUGUAGGCGGCUCUGUAUUUGUCAUUUACACCGAAUAUAAACUGAGGAAA